Messenger RNA from Hibiscus syriacus, 1417 nucleotides. RefSeq names its product U-box domain-containing protein 27-like. Gene Ontology annotation, biological process: protein ubiquitination. The record is from RefSeq and is a predicted model, not a curated record. Lineage: Eukaryota; Viridiplantae; Streptophyta; Magnoliopsida; Malvales; Malvaceae. Gene Ontology annotation, molecular function: protein binding; ubiquitin protein ligase activity. The transcript has a single exon. The coding region runs from base 88 to 1305 and encodes 405 amino acids.
GUGAUUUUCUUUAACUUUCUCUCUGAAUUUUCCUUUUUAUCUAACUUUCUGGCCGUCCAAACGGGUAAAAUAAGAAGAAGAAAAACAAUGAGAAGGGAUGAUUUAUACAUUACAGUUCCGAGUCUUUUCCGGUGUCCGAUAUCACUGGACGUGAUGAAAUCCCCAGUGAGCUUGUGCACGGGGGUAACAUACGACCGAGCCAGCAUCCAACGGUGGUUAGACGGCGGCAACAACACGUGUCCAGCCACGAUGCAAGUUCUUCAAAGCAAAGAACUCGUUCCGAAUCGGAAUUUACAAAGACUCAUUCAGAACUGGUCCGACUCAGUCUCUCGACGUCAAGUCGACGCGGAACUGGCGGUGCCCAGCUCAGUCGUUGUUACUUCCAAGGAUCAGGUCAAACUCUUGGUUAAACAGCUUGAUAACAAUUGCUUUUCAUCGUUAACGAAGAUCGCUUGUUUCGCGAGAGAAUCGGAGGAGAACCACGAAUUCCUCGCAAGAAUGGACGGUUUUUUGAACGUGGUGUUUGAUUUCAUGAGGAAUGCGGAAUCGGACAUCAAAUCAAUCGAACAUAUUGUUAGGAUUUUGGAUUUGAUACAAAGCAAAAUUCUGGACAAGAAGCCGUUGCUGGAAUCAGACUGCUUGUCAACGUUUCUUUUCGUUCUACAACGAGGAGCUUCGGAUUCGCAAAUUCAAUCGCUUCGAUUACUGGAGUCCAUAGCGAUCGAUGGAGAAUCCAAGCUAAAAAUAGCCGAAAAAGAGGGAUUACUGCUCGAAUUAGUGAAUUCAUUAGGCAAAGAGAAGGAUCAACGAUUGAUCGAGGCCAACUUAUCCUGUUUGAGCGCGAUCACAAAGCCUAAAAGAGUAAAAACCAAACUGAUCCAAUAUCGAAUCAUUCCACAACUGAAGAACCUCUUAUCCGAACCAAACAUGAGCGUUUCGAUAGUCGAGAAGUCACUUAAAAUGCUGGAAACACUAUCGUUUUGCGAAGAAGGGAGAAUGGAAAUACGGCAUGAUUCGAUAUUGGUACGGGCGCUCGUGCAGAAGGUGUUGAAAGUAUCGAACAAAGCGACGGAGCAUUCGGUGACGGUACUUUGGAUCGUUUGUUGUUUGUUUAGCGAGGAGAAAGCGCAAGAAGCGGUGUUGAGUAGUAGCAAUGGGAUGACCAAGUUCUUGUUGCUGAUGCAAAGCGAUUGUACUUCAGCGAUUAGGCAAAUGUCAGCAGAUUUGCUCAAGAUUUUUCGGGUAAAUUCAAACUCUUGUUUGUCAAGUUAUGAUACCAAGACUACGCAUAUUAUGCCCUGCUGAUGAAUUUGCUUUCUCUGUUAAUUUUCCCUUUCUCGUGUUGAAGAAAUGGGGUAAGAAGAUUACCCAUGCCUGUAAAUCGAAGGAAAAUUUUGUUAGCGGAAUAUUAAAAGAG